Messenger RNA from Closterium sp. Naga37s-1, 1428 nucleotides. The record is from the annotation of a GenBank genome assembly. Lineage: Eukaryota; Viridiplantae; Streptophyta; Zygnematophyceae; Desmidiales; Closteriaceae.
AUGGCUAGUCCUACCUCAUAUGUCACGGCCAUUUGUCGGCCAGCAGACGCAGAAGCUUCUGAGGCGGAGGCUGCUAUUUCUGGGUCGAAAUCACUUUCUAGGACCAAACCUUUAGUAGCGGUGCAAGCGGAGCUUCAAACGCGUUCAGUGAAGGGCAAGGAGAGGGGGAGUGGAAAAGAGAGUCAGGGGAGCAUCAGGAGAGUGGGGGACGAGGAGGGGGGAGAAACGGGAGGUGAAGAUGUGAGCGAUGCAAGGAGAGCAGGGAAUGUGGGGGGAAAGAGUGAGGGAGGCGGGAGCAAGAGCUGCAGGACGAAAGGCUGCAAGGAGGAGGAGGAAGAGGCAGUGGCAGUGAUUGCUGGAGUGCUGAGGGAGAAAUUCGGGCCUCAGAUUGUGAAAGAGGAGUUGGAGGAACGGGGGAGUGGGAUAGGAAGCAGCGAAGGCGAAGAGGGGGUGGGGAGAUUGAAAGUGGAGGAGGGGGACGAUGAGGAGGAGGAGGAAGUGGAGGAGGAGGAGGAAGCAGAAGUAGAACCGUGUGAAGAGAACGCACCACCCACCACAUCUCCUUCCACACCCCCUCCUCCACUCAACAGCCGGCGGGUCGUAUCUCGCUCCUCCCUCCUCUCCCUCUACCGCUUUUUCUCCUCCCACCUCGGCAUUUCCUCCCCUUCCAUUGUCUCUUCCCUCCUCGCCACUUACCCGCAACUCCUCCGCUCCAAUCCCACCAAUGAUUUUCUCCCACGUGUCCGCCUUCUCCAGUCAUAUGGCAUUUCCGAUGCUGACAUCGCGCACAUGACUUUGAGUAACCCAGCCUGGCUCCGCUCCUCCCUGCCACAGAUUCAGAAUAUGCUUGAGCUUCUUUUAGGUAAAGGCAUUCGCCGUAGCAGAUUGGGUCUGGUGCUCCGACGUGGUCGCAACUUACUCUGCCGUGAAGCACGUUCAACGAACCUGGACAUUCUGGUGGAGAAGGCAGGGGUUCCUGUGGACAAGCUGGGCUCGUCCUCCAUUGCAAGCUCUGUGCUUCGUCGUGGCCCCAACAUCAUCGGUUUCAACAAAGAAACUCUCUUAGCUAAGCUCCAGUUCUUUGUGGAGCUGGUGGGGGAGGAGGCAGCAGGGAGAAUGGUGAGGAGCUUCUCGCAGACGAGUGUUGGGGACAGGAGGGGUGUUUCAAUAGGAGCUGGGAAAGAGAGGAGCAAGCUGGGUUCUGUGUCUGACAAAGUGGAGGGGGUAGAGGGGAUUGAAUGGGGAGCGGAAGAAGGGAAGAGUGGGCCGUUAUAUGGGGUUGUCGCAGGCAAUGAUGAGCCAGGGGAAAGAGUAGUUACAGAGCGGCAGCUUCUGGAUUUGGAGGGGUCAAAGAAAAGGGUGUGCUUGCAGCAGUUUCUCCUAUGUACAGACAAGCAGUUUGACGAGAAGUUUGGGGUCAAAGUGUAG